AUGGAGAAACAAAUUAGCUCAUCCGAGUCAUAUGAUGAUGCAUUAGAAUUUAUUAAACAAGAUCAUAAUCAAAUUGAAAUUGAUAAUCACAAAAUAGUUAAGAAAUUAGAUUUUAUUAUAUUACCAAUAUUAUGUGGAAUAUAUCUUUUACAAUAUUUAGAUAAAUUAUUAUUAAAUUAUGCAGCAGCAAUGGGUAUUAAACAAAAUUUAAAAGGUAAUGAAUUUGCAAAUUUAUCAACAAUAUUUUAUGCAGCUUAUAUAUUUGGAGUUCCAAUUGUAUCAUAUUUUUUACAAAAAUUUCCUUUAGGUAAGUGUUUAGGAAUAUUUAUUAUAUGUUGGGGUAUAGUAGUUACUUGUCAUUCAGCAUCAAAGAGCUAUACAUCAUUAAUGAUUGUUAGAACAUUAUUAGGUAUAUUUGAAUCAUCAAGUGCCGUUGGAUUAAUUAUAAUUAGUGGAAUGUAUUAUACAAAAAGACAACAAGUUGCAAGAAUGGGAAUAUGGUCAACAAUGGCAGGAAUUGGAUCAAUUUUGGGGGGGUUACUAAGUUUUGCAUUUCAACAUAUAAAGACAAAUAAAUUUCAAUCAUGGCAGAUAUUAUUCCUUGUGAUGGGGUUAAUUACAAUAGUUUUUGGAGUAGUAGUAGUUUUUAUCCUCCCUGAUAAUGUUCAUACAUGUUGGUUCUUAAAUGAUGGAGAAAAACUAUACAUCUUAAAUAAUGUUGUCAGAAUUAAUCAAACAGGAACAAAAAGUUCAAAAUUUAAAAAAGAACAAAUUUGGGAAUUAUUUUAUGAUAAAUUUACUUGGUUACAUGUUUUAGUUACGUUGUGUUCUCAAAUUGUAACUGGUGCUAUAGGUACAUUUGGAGUUACAAUAACUUUAACUUUUGGUUUCAAUAAUUAUCAAUCUGCUUUAUUACAAAUGCCAAUUGGUGGUUUGGUUGUUAUAAUAAUAUUUGUAACUACUCAAUUAGUUUCAAAAUUUGGUAAUCAUACAUUAUUUAUGGCUUCAAUGUUUUUCCCCUCCAUCGUUGGUGCUAUUGUUUUAAUUAUAUCUCCAAAUAAAGUUGGUAAUUUAUUAGCAUUAUAUCUUUUAUAUAGUGGAUCAUCAAGUAUUACAUUAAUUUAUGCAUGGAUUGGUGCAAAUACUGCAGGUACUUCAAAGAAAUUUAUAAGAAGUUCAAUGAUUAUGAUAUCGUUUUCCAUAGCUUGUAUUAUUGGACCUCAAUUAUUUCAAGCUUAUAGUGCUCCAGAUUAUCAUCCUGCAAAAAUUACUAUUUUAGUUACCCAAUGUUUAUCUGUUCCAAUAACUUUAUUAAUUGGAUAUUUAUAUAAAAAGGAAAAUGCAAUGAGGGAUAUGGAGGUUGAUGAAAAUGAGAAUGAAUUCUUAGAUCUUACAGAUAUUGAAAAUAGACUGUUUAGGUAUAUUUAUUAG
This is a messenger RNA of Lodderomyces pseudojiufengensis, 1431 nucleotides long. RefSeq lists its product as uncharacterized. The coding region runs from base 1 to 1431 and encodes 476 amino acids. The record is from RefSeq and is a predicted model, not a curated record. NCBI's taxonomy places the organism in Eukaryota, Fungi, Ascomycota, Pichiomycetes, Serinales, Debaryomycetaceae. Gene Ontology annotation, cellular component: membrane. Gene Ontology annotation, molecular function: transmembrane transporter activity. Gene Ontology annotation, biological process: transmembrane transport. The transcript has a single exon.